Messenger RNA from Lutra lutra (Eurasian river otter), 1193 nucleotides. RefSeq names its product annexin A13 (gene ANXA13). The transcript is spliced from 12 exons. The coding region runs from base 28 to 1101 and encodes 357 amino acids. The record is from RefSeq and is a predicted model, not a curated record. Gene Ontology annotation, molecular function: calcium-dependent phospholipid binding; calcium ion binding. NCBI's taxonomy places the organism in Eukaryota, Metazoa, Chordata, Mammalia, Carnivora, Mustelidae. Gene Ontology annotation, cellular component: cytoplasm.
CAGAACAACUGUGUUAGAAAAACGAAAAUGGGCAAUCGUCAUAGCCAGUCUUACUCCCUCUCAGAAGGCAGUCACCAGUUGCCCAGAGGGGACAGCCAACCCUCAGCAGCCGUGCAGCCUCUCAGCCACCCAUCAGGGCAUGGACAGCCAAAGGCCCAACAGCCUGCCAAAGCAAGGAGUCAUCAGGGUUUUGAUGUGGAUCGGGAUGCCAAAAAGCUGAACAAAGCCUGCAAAGGAAUGGGAACCGAUGAACCAGCCAUCAUUGAGAUAUUAUCAAGCAGGACAUCUGAUGAGAGGCAACAAAUCAAGCAGAAGUACAAGGCAACGUAUGGCAAGGACCUGGAGGAGGUGUUCAAGAGUGAACUGAGUGGGAACUUCGAGAAAACAGCCUUGGCCCUUCUGGACCGCCCCAGCGAGUACGAUGCCCGGCAACUGCAAAAGGCCAUGAAAGGUCUGGGCACAGAUGAGGUGGUGCUCAUCGAGGUCCUGUGCACAAGAAGCAAUAAGGAGAUCAUCGCCAUUAAGGAAGCCUAUCAAAGGUUAUUUGACAGGAGCCUUGAAUCAGAUGUCAAAGCUGAUACCAGUGGAAACCUAAAAAAGAUUCUGGUGUCUCUGCUACAGGCUGAUCGUGAUGAAGGAGAUGACGUGGACAAAGAUCUAGCGGGUCAGGAUGCCAAAGAUCUGUAUGAUGCAGGGGAAGGCCGCUGGGGCACUGACGAGCUCGCCUUCACCGAAGUCCUGGCCAAGAGGAGCCACAAGCAAUUACGUGCCACCUUUCAAGCCUACCAGAUCCUCAUCAACAAAGACAUCGAAGAGGCCAUUGAAGAAGAAACAUCAGGAGAUCUACAGAAGACCUACUUAACUCUUGUGAGGUGCGCCCGGGACCAGGAGGGCUAUUUCGCUGACCGUCUGUACAAGUCCAUGAAGGGUGCCGGCACCAAUGAGGAGACACUCAUUCACAUCAUCGUGGCCAGGGCUGAGGCAGACCUUCAGGGGAUAAAAGCAAAGUUCCAAGAGAAGUAUCAGAAGUCUCUCUCUGACAUGGUUCGCUCUGACACCUCUGGGGACUUCCAAAAGCUGCUGAUGGCCCUCUUGCACUGAACCGAGCCAGAAGAGCAAGAGCCCGAGGAGGAGCCACCCUUGUUGAGAGCCCAUUUCAAACCAGAUCUGUAGAUGUGACUCCAGCACAUAAA